Molecule: messenger RNA, 4110 nt
Organism: Mesoplodon densirostris (Blainville's beaked whale)
Lineage: Eukaryota; Metazoa; Chordata; Mammalia; Artiodactyla; Ziphiidae
Gene: IPPK
Product: inositol-pentakisphosphate 2-kinase
Exons: 13
Coding region: 150-1625 (491 amino acids)
Biological process (GO): inositol phosphate biosynthetic process
Cellular component (GO): nucleus
Molecular function (GO): ATP binding; inositol-1,3,4,5,6-pentakisphosphate 2-kinase activity
Source: RefSeq, a predicted model, not a curated record
CGGCGGCCAGCGCCUGCGAGUGCGGGCGGCUGGGUCUAGCUGAGGCGGCGGCUGACAGGAGCUCCUCCCCGGUCGGCUGCGGCUGGUGCCUAGGCGAACCAGCGGCCCUCAGCUCGUGGCCCCGCGAGGCUCCAGGGCCGCACCGUGGGAUGGACGAGGGGAAGAUGGACGAGAAUGAAUGGGGGUACCACGGUGAAGGCAACAAGAGCCUAGUGGUGGCCCACGCACAGCGUUGUGUGGUGCUUCGUUUUCUGAAGUUUCCUCCUAAUAGGAAGAAGACCUCGGAAGAAAUAUUUCAGCACCUACAGAACAUAGUGGACUUUGGCAAACAUGUCAUGAAAGAGUUUUUGGGAGAGAACUAUGUUCAUUGUGGGGAAGUUGUUCAGCUGCCUUUAGAUUUUGUGAAACAGCUUUGUUUAAAGAUACAGUGUGAAAGACCAGAAUCUCGCUGUGACAAGGACCUGGACACUCUCAGUGGUUAUGCUCUGUGCCUUCCCAAUUUAGCCAGACUUCAGACCUACCAUUUUGCAGAACACCGGCCGAUUCUGUGUGUAGAGAUCAAGCCAAAAUGUGGGUUUAUUCCUUUCUCCGGUGAUGUUACGCAUGAGAUGAAGCAUAAGGUGUGUCGUUACUGCAUGCACCAGCACCUCAAGGUAGCAACUGGGAAGUGGAAGCAGAUAAGUAAAUAUUGUCCCCUUGAUCUCUACUCAGGAAAUAAACAGAGAAUGUACUUUGCUUUGAAAAGCUUGUUACAGGAGGCACAGAACAACUUAAAGAUCUUUAAGAAUGGUGAGCUGAUUUAUGGUUGUAAAGAUGCCCGCAGCCCUGUGGCUGACUGGAGUGAACUUGCACACCACCUGAAGCCAUUCUUCUUCCCAUCCAAUGGCCUGGCCAGUGGGCCCCACUGCACAAGGGCCGUGAUCCGGGAGCUGGUGCGUGUCAUCACACGGGUGCUACUGAGUGGCUCGGACAAGGGCCGGGUGGGCGCCCUCAGGUCGGGGCCUGGGCUGCGGGGCCCACCCGUCUGUGAAGCCAGCCCUUUCAGCAGGAGCCUGCGCUGCCAAGGAAAAAACACCCCGGAGCGCUCAGGGUUACCGAAGGGCUGUCUUCUGUACAAAACCCUCCAGGUGCAGAUGUUGGACCUGCUGGACAUCGAAGGCCUCUACCCUCUGUACCGGCGGGUUGAGCGGUACCUGGAGGAGUUUCCUGAGGAGAGAAAAACAUUGCAAAUAGAUGGGCCUUAUGAUGAAGCAUUUUACCAGAGGCUGCUUGAUCUGUCCACCGAGGAUGAUGGCACGGUGGCCUUUGCGCUGACAAAGGUUCAGCAGUACCGGGUCGCCAUGACUGCGAAAGACUGCUCUAUCAUGAUCGCACUCUCUCCUUGCCUGCAGGAUACAAGCUCCGAUCAAAGGCCCAUUGUCCCUUCAUCAAGAUCCAGGUUUGCCUUCUCCGUGUCUGUGCUGGAUCUUGACCUCAAGCCCUAUGAGAGCAUUCCUCAUCAGUAUAAACUGGAUGGCAAGAUAGUCAACUACUAUUUAAAGACUGUACAUGCCAAAGACGCCACCAUGAUGUCGACUAGGUUCAAGGAAAGCGAAGAUUGCACAUUAGUUCUCCAUAAGGUCUAACUUUUUUCCUGUAGUGGUUUUGAAACUUGAACAUAGAAUGUGAAGGUUGAAUGAUAGAGUUUCUGUUGUGUUGGGUGACUUUUGGCUGUGAAUGUUUUUGCUUUUCAACCCCUGUUCAGGUGGGCCUGCCUCUGGGAGACACAGAAUGGAAGAGCACUAGAAACAUCUUCCAGGACAAGGAAUGUUGGACAUGAGCCCGGCAGUGUGCUGUGUCCCAGGGGGCCCCUCUGGGCAGUUCUCCCUUUCCACGCAGGGCUCACGUCUAAUCUCUAAAAAGCCUUAUAAGACCCAAGGUUUGGAUCUCCUACCACCAGAAUCCUAACACAGAAAACUUGAAUUGUCACAUAUACCUUAGAGUUUGGACCUUUAAGAAAACACAGAUACUACUGGAACUUUCCCAGCUGAGUUACUUGGUCACUUUUCCAAUGCAAGCCAUGUGUCAGCGCAGGUUUAGUGGUUCCCUGCUGUGGAGAGCAAUACGUUGUUGAUAUGGACAUCAGUUUUGAGCAGUGGACUCGGAGUCCCUGUGGAGAUGCCAUACCCACCGCUCUGCACAGGGUCAGCAGGGAGCGUGGCACUCAGGGCGGGGGUUGACACCACUCGUGCGAGCACUGACUUUUUUUUUGUGCUGAAUGAUUUUAUCCUCUUUAACUUUAGGGGAGACAAGGUGUGCUUUCCCACCUGAAAUUGCUGCUGUGGGAGCUGGAAGCAGAGCUGCAACUCUGAGCUGCUGUGCCCGGCGUGGGUGUCACGGGGUGGCUGUGCGCCUGCCAGCUCUGGGUCCCUGGCAUUUUUGGGUGUGUGGGAAACCUCAGCUGCUUCUGCCAGAGCCAGCAUCGAGUUUGCCCUCCUUCCCCAUACCUGUUCCUCCCUUGGGUUUCACUAAGGUGUGUGGUGUUCGUGGCCUUGAGUGGUGCUGGCCCACCUCCCCGUCGGGGCUGCCCAAAGCCCUGCUUCCGCAAGACUCCUGGCUGGCACUAAGAGGGUUCUUGUUGGGGUCACCCAAAGUGUGCCCAGCUGCUAUGAAAACUGUUGGGAAUCUUGGCUUCAGUUUUUUAUUCUAUGGUAGGUUGUAUAGAUUAUUUAUAUCAUCCUUUUGAGGGACUAAUGAAGGCUUAUUGUAAUAUAAUAUUAGUGAAACCAUGGGAUUGUAUGAAAAUACUACACAAAAAAUGAGAAUAUUUUGCUGAUUGUAAAUUUUUGUGGGGAGUUUUGUGAUAAAUUGAGAAUUAUGCUUAUUAGAAUCAAGCCAGCUCUUCCAGAAUUUAUUCUCCAAUUCUGUCCUAUCAUUUACUUCUUACGACCACUUACCACUUACCACUUACUUCUACACUCAGAGGUUCAAAAACAUAUUCAAAUGACACACAUCUCUCAUUCAUGUAGUGUGUUGGGGUACAGGGGCUUUGGAGAUUCCACUCCUAGGGAUGUGCAUGGAGCCGCGUUCUCAUGGGCAAGUUGCAGGCUCCAGAGUGCGUGGAAGUAGGCAGCUUCCAGAGUUGUUUUGGCCUGAGGUUCCUUGUUGCUGGCCUGGGGUGAGGAUGGUCUUGGCCAGGGCGUGCAGAGGACCCUGAGUGCCUGUGUGCAGAGCUCUGGAACGCCAGCUCAAGGAGGUGGGCUGGGUAGCCUCCUGUUGCCUGUCCUGGCUGGUCUGGACUGUCUGAAAACCAUCACCCUCUACUUGGGGGGAAGAGGUGACAGAUGAGUGUCCCCUGCUAGAGGGUCUUGACCCAACCCUUUGCUCUUCUCACACUCCACCACGGCCCCUGCUCUGAGGCUUUCAUUUGAUUGAAACAAUGUUUUCACCCAUUCUACUUUAAACUGGCAACUCAGGUCAGUGCAGCACUUAGACUCUGGGGGACUUUAAUGAAAACACUGUUUCUUCUGUGCGGAGGGACCAGGGUGCUAAGGUCCUGUGUGAAGGGACAGUGCCGUAUUUGCUGUCUUACUGUGUUUUUUUAUGCUAACCGCUCUACUUUUUUGUGGAAGACCAGGAAGAGUGAAUGUCAGAGGACUUGCUGCUGAGAGGUGCUGUGAAAGCCUCCAAGUGCUGCUUUCCAGAGCCAGGAGGCGAGGAGGGUGGUGUGGCUCCCCAGGGGUUUCUGAGGAAAUGCCUACGAGAUGAGGCUGUGUUGGCAAGCCCUCCAAGAGUCCCUAGGUGGUGGGUAACAGGAGGAGGGCUGACCUUUGAGAUGGGCUGGGGCCACCUCUGCCCUCAUAUUCAUACCAAGUGGGGAGCACAGUGGCUCCCCACAUCCCAGGGUGGACAGCCACUCCUGUACUUCCUCAGAUGUUGAGUUUACUUUUAAAAAUACACUAUAUGUGUCACUUGUUUGGUAUUUUGAAUUUAAAUAACUGUAUUUAUUUUUCAUGUCCUGACAACUUAUAUAUAAUGUGCCAUAACUGCAUAAACAUGUCCUAGAAGUAAGGUUUCUAAGUGGAAAAGAGCAAAUUUUUAUAUUCAAUAAAAUCACAUGCCUCCAGGUGC